UAUGACAGAAUAUAAUAAACAUGAUAGAAUAAAAAUAAACAUGAUAGAAUAGAAUGCCUUGUGUUCUGUCGUCGUUGGAAACCCGUUAAACGACAAUGUUAUAGAAUUAAUAUUUAUUAGAACAGUGGUUGAAGUCUUAUCGUUUAAACGUUCUGAAGCUUGCAGCGCUUUUGAAAUAGGCUCGAAGUUUCGAACUUGUCCAGACCACCGGUACGCGGAAAGACAAUGACAUUCAUAACGUGGCCCUUCCCUGCACAUACGUGGUUUAUUUUCUGAUUUUGUCAAGUUCAGUAAAACGUGAGAUUAUUUCCCCUCGUCUGGAGGGUCUGGAGCAACGACUGUGACGGGAGCGCGCCGGCCGGGGCUGACUGGCCGCCCGAACCGGCCGGCGGCUGCUCGGUAUCGGCGCGGCGCGGCGUGCGUCACCGUAAGGCUCCGGAAGGUCAGCUCAGGUCAAGCGGGCUGUUAAUGUCCGCUUUUGGUCAAAUCGGAAUGCUGGGCUCUUGAAAAAGGCAUAUCAAUCCUUCGCUUUGUUUUGCGAUUUUUUUUUGCGUGACUGAAAAAACCAUGAAUGAUGAGCAAGGGCAGAACUUGCAGCUACUCGGCAGCUGGGCUGGUUCGUUCCCAGUGUGCCUCGUCUUCUGGAUCCCGUCAUGAAUGAGACGCUUUCCAAUAGCCACAGCCUUUUCCUGAACGACGACGCCAAAGAGGCUGACCUCCCCGACAGACGCUCACAGCCUCGGGACAUGCCGACCGCACCAUCCAGGCCCUGCCAGGGCGUCCGGAACUUCGUUUGCCGGAACGCCUUUGUGAUCGUCACUGUGGUUUCGGUGGCGCUAGGCAAGCAGUCCAAUGACAUUCAGCACCGUAUUUACAGCUCUCAGCCUAUCUUCACAUUUAUUUAUUUACCUAAAGCAACAUACAAUUGUUCAAGCAGGGUUGCCCUUGAGGAAUUUGGAUAUAGCACCUUGGUGCAGGGCCCAACAUCACUCUGCAGACUGCAAGAUCUGAACUGGCAACCUGUUCUAACCCACUGAGCCGCUCCUAGUUAUGACAUACGGAGACUUUUGCGCCUUAUUUUGCUUGCUGGGUAAUUAUGUUGCAAAGUUAUGGCUUUAAAUGUUUGGCAGUGAUGCUGAUCUCCCUGUUCAUGUGUCACCUAGGAGUCUUGGUGGGCUUGGUACUGCGUCCCCGCGAUUUGUCCCUCAGAGAGAUAAAGUAUUUCACCUUCCCUGGAGAGCUUCUCAUGAGGAUGCUGCAGAUGCUGGUCCUGCCACUCAUUGUGUCCAGCUUGGUCACAGGGAUGUCCUCUCUGGACAGCAAAGCAUCUGGAAGGAUGGGAAUGCGGACUGUUGUGUAUUAUAUGCUGACCACCAUCAUCGCAGUCUUUACCGGCAUUGCCGUCGUGAUGCUGCUUAAGCCCGGGGAGGGUGGCAGGGAAAGUCCGGCGUCCUCUAGCAGCAGCAUUCAGUCAGUGCAAGCAGUUGAUGCCUUUCUGGAUCUGAUCAGAAAUAUGUUCCCUCCUAAUUUAGUGGAAGCUUGUUUCAAGCAGUACAAAACGCUGUACUCCAGACGCAUGACCCAGAGCAAUGUGACCCUGCCAGGUAACGAGAGUGAGGCUAACAUCAGCGGGGUCCUGCUGACCAGCGUCCUGCAGACUUUGGAGGAAACUGUUCCUACGGCAGGCUCCUCUAGUGGGGUCAACGCCUUGGGUCUGGUGGUUUUCUCUAUGUGCUUUGGAUUGGUCAUCGGAAACAUGAAGGACAAGGGCAGAGUCCUGCGAGACUUCUUUGACUGUCUCAAUGAAGCCAUCUUGCGUCUGGUGGCCGUCAUCAUCUGGUACACUCCGGUGGGGAUUCUCUUCCUGAUCGCAGGGAAGAUAGUGGAGAUGAAGGAUUUGGCCCAGAUGGGGGGGCAGCUGGGGAUGUACACGCUGUCAGUCAUCCUCGGCCUCCUCCUUCACGGUCUCAUCGUCCUGCCGCUGAUCUACUUCGCUGUCACACGCAAGAACCCCUUUAUGUUUAUGGGGGGGCUGCUGCAGGCUCUAAUGACUGCAUUAGGCACUUCGUCCAGCUCGGCAACGCUACCCAUAACCUUUCGCUGCCUGGAGGAAAACAACAUGGUGGACAAGCGGGUGACACGCUUUGUGCUUCCUGUGGGCGCCACCGUAAAUAUGGACGGCACCGCGUUGUACGAAGCUGUGGCCGCCAUUUUCAUCGCCCAGGUCAACCAGGUGGCGCUAAACUUUGGCCAGAUUCUCACCAUCAGUAUCACGGCAACAGCUGCCAGCAUCGGAGCCGCAGGCAUUCCUCAAGCAGGUCUGGUAACCAUGGUGAUUGUAUUGACAUCAGUCGGACUGCCCACGGAGGACAUAUCGUUGAUCAUCGCUGUGGAUUGGUUCCUUGAUCGCCUGAGGACCACUGCGAACGUUCUGGGAGACUCUCUCGGCGCCGGAAUCGUGGAGCACCUCUCCCGCCGGGAGCUGCAGACUCACGACACUGAGAUAUGCCGCUCUGUCGUCGUGGAGAGUGAGGAGCCCGUCCAGAGCAUCUGUCUGGGCAACGACAUCCAUGAACGUCGCAAUAACCCUGACUGUUCAAGCAGUAAAGAGCAACCUCUGCAUCGUAUCUGAGGUCCUAAUCCCCCUUCCCAUCUACAUACCAGGGAAGAGAGAGAUUAGCAGCAUGGCGAGAUCUGCAGUCAAUGUGAUUAGCUCAUUUCAUAAAGCCAGUUUACCUCAAACAUGUACACAGGGCUCUCCAGUCCAGCCAAGAACUAUUCAUAUCUUAUAGUUUGAUAUGAUAAGCCAUUUAUAAGCUAAAUUAUUUUUCACUAUUGUUAAUAUUCCAUUUUCCCUGUGCCGGAAUCAAGUGCCAUAAAGCAGGCACAUUCUUAUUGGGGGAUACUAGGUACCCCUUCUCGAUAACUGGGGGGGAACCCCCAGUUGACAAAAUGUACUCUAAGCCACAUGCCUCUAGAAAAUCUGCACGGCCCUGCUACCAUAGUGCUGCCUUUGGUGCAGAGCUUGUCAGGGUCAGCACCGUCCAUCAGGUCCUCCCUGUGUCCUUCAAGCCCUUAGCGUGUUGCCCCAGCUCCCCAGACUGCUGCAUGGCUCUAUAGGCAGAGAUUGUGGCUAUAAGACCUUUGGUCAUGAGUUUAAGACCAGCUUCUUCUUUAUUUGUAAUUAUUUUGUUCCCCAGUGUUUAUUUUCUAUUUUAGUUUUCUUGUUCCUAGUUUUUGGUUUGGGUUCUGUUUUCGGUCUUUUGAUUAUGUAUUACUAACCCUAACCCUGUUGGUCUCUGGGUUCCUUGAUUAAGUUUAUUUGACCCCCCUGUUUCCCUGUGCAUCAUGAUUAUUCUACCUGAUUGCUCGUUAUCCUGCACCCAUUCUGAUUGGUUAAUUGUUCCAUGUCUCACUCCCACUGCUUUGUAACCUGCUUCGGUUUGUGUAUUUACAGUAUGUUCCUGCCUUAGUUCGGUUAGUCUUUGCGUUAAGUGUUUCUCUGUGCUGUAUUAUGAGUUUGUGCUACGGUCCCUUGCCUGUUCCUGGGCCUUGUGUCCUUAUCAUUUCUUAUACAGUGGUACCUCAGUUCUCAAACUCAUUAGAACUCGAAUUUCUUAAAAGUCGAACCAACCAGUUCGAAAAAAAAUCUGAAUUCUGAAUCUCAGAAGUCAAACCGUGA
This is a messenger RNA of Paramormyrops kingsleyae, 3682 nucleotides long. NCBI's taxonomy places the organism in Eukaryota, Metazoa, Chordata, Actinopteri, Osteoglossiformes, Mormyridae. The record is from RefSeq and is a predicted model, not a curated record.